This is a messenger RNA of Maudiozyma barnettii, 1782 nucleotides long. RefSeq lists its product as uncharacterized. The record is from RefSeq and is a predicted model, not a curated record. The coding region runs from base 1 to 1782 and encodes 593 amino acids. Gene Ontology annotation, biological process: transmembrane transport; phosphate ion transport. Gene Ontology annotation, cellular component: membrane. Gene Ontology annotation, molecular function: phosphate transmembrane transporter activity. Lineage: Eukaryota; Fungi; Ascomycota; Saccharomycetes; Saccharomycetales; Saccharomycetaceae. The transcript has a single exon.
AUGUCUGGUGUUCAAGAAAAAAAUAUCGAUAUCGAACAAGUCGGUCAAAAUGGUGCCGCCCAAGGAAACUUAACUGAAGGUGGUAACACUGCAUUCCACAAUUAUAUUAACGAUUUUGCUCAUAUUGAAGAUCCUUUAGAAAGAAGAAGAUUAGCUCUAGAAAAAAUUGAUGAAACUAGUUUCGGUUGGUUACAAAUUAGAACUAUCUUAGUCGCAGGUGUCGGUUUCAUGACCGAUUCCUACGAUAUUUUCGCUAUUAACAUUGGUAUUGCAAUGCUUUCGUACGUCUUCUGGCAAGGUAAUAUGCCAGCUUCUACUACUACUCUAUUAAAGGUAUCUACUUCUGUAGGUACUGUUAUCGGUCAAAUCGGUUUCGGUUGUGCCGCUGAUAUUUUAGGUCGUAAGAAAAUUUAUGGUGUUGAAUUGAUCGUCGUUAUUGUUACUUGUGUCUUACAAUGUUCCAUUGGUACUGCCCCAGGUAUCAAUUUCGUCGCCGUUUUAACUUUCUACAGAAUUAUCAUGGGUAUUGGUAUCGGUGGUGAUUAUCCAUUAUCUUCUAUUAUUACAUCUGAAUUCUCUACCACUAAAUGGAGAGGUGCCAUUAUGGGUGCUGUUUUCGCUAAUCAAGCUUGGGGUCAAAUUAUGGGUGCAAUCAUCGCUUUGAUUACAGUCGCUGCCUACAAGAAUGACUUGAAACAUGCCAACUCUGGUGCUGAAUGUGACCACAGAUGUCAAAAGGCUUGUGACCAAAUGUGGAGAAUCCUGGUCGGUUUCGGUGCUGUCCCAGGUAUGUUAGCUUUAUACUACAGAUUAACAAUUCCAGAAUCCCCAAGAUAUCAAUUAGAUAUCAACACUGAACACGCUGACGUCCAAAGAGUUACCAUUAACAACGAAACUAAACUAGACCACAUUGACUCCUCUGAUGCUCAUUCUGAAAACUUAGCUGCUUCUAUCUACCACGAUGAAGAAAGAAUGAUUGAACAAAUGUACGGUGAAGAUUCCGUUGCUCCACCAAAGGCCUCCUUCAAGGAUUUCUGCCAUCAUUUCGGUCAAUGGAAAUACGGUAAGAUUCUUUUGGGUACUGCUGGUACUUGGUUCAUGCUUGAUGUUGCAUUCUACGGUCUAUCUCUAAACUCUGCUGUUAUUUUACAAACAAUUGGUUACGCUGGUUCUCAUAAUGUCUAUCAAAAGCUUUACGACUCCUGUGUUGGUAACUUGAUCUUAAUCUGUGCUGGUUCUUUACCAGGUUAUUGGUGUUCUGUUUUCACCAUUGACACAAUUGGUAGAAAACCAAUUCAAAUCAUGGGUUUCAUCAUGUUGACCAUCUUAUUCUGUAUUAUUGGUUUUGCUUACGACAAAUUAACUGACCACGGUCUAUUGGUUUGUUACGUUUUCUGUCAAUUCUUCUGUAACUUUGGUCCAAACGUUACUACUUUCAUCAUUCCAGGUGAAAUUUUCCCAACUAGAUACAGAUCUUCUGCCCAUGGUAUCUCUGCCGCCUCUGGUAAGAUUGGUGCCAUUAUUGCACAAACUGCUCUAGGUACCUUGAUCGACCACAACUGUGCUAAGGACGGUAAGAAGAAGAACUGUUGGUUACCACAUGUUAUGGAAAUUUUUGCUUUGUUCAUGCUUGUUGGUCUAUUGAUGUGUUUCCUAGUUCCAGAAACUAAGAGAAUGACUCUAGAAGAAAUUGCUGAAAAAUACCAUGAUGAAGUUGAUCCAUCCAAGGCAAACAGACAACGUCUAGAAUCCGAAUCGGAAGAAGCCAGUGACAGACAGUAA